Aspergillus niger is the source of this 2142-nucleotide messenger RNA. RefSeq lists its product as uncharacterized. Gene Ontology annotation, molecular function: DNA-binding transcription factor activity, RNA polymerase II-specific; zinc ion binding. Bases 1 to 2142 code for a protein of 713 amino acids. The transcript has 6 exons. Lineage: Eukaryota; Fungi; Ascomycota; Eurotiomycetes; Eurotiales; Aspergillaceae. Gene Ontology annotation, biological process: regulation of DNA-templated transcription. The record is from RefSeq and is a predicted model, not a curated record.
AUGGAUGGCGAUAAGAUAGCAAGCCCCACCGCGGACCGAAUCCCUGGGAUUUCGAUUUUGUUCGAGCCCAACCCCUCCGCUUUGUCGAGCCCGCUUUAUUCAAGCUUCUAUCCACCAGAGGCCAUGUCUGCGCGGAAGGUCCCUCCGCCCAGCCAACCCGCCAGUCUUGGCCCACCAGAGGCUGCAAUCGCCGGGCGAGCCGACGGGAAGGUUCUGAUUCCCCGGGAUCGAUCGAGGAUCGUACCGGCUAGCACACAGAUACGUACUCCUCGUGCUUGCGAUCCUUGUCGGCAGCGCAAGGCCAAAUGCAAUGGGGGGAAACCGACAUGUACCCAGUGCGAGAGGUUCGGGAUCGAAUGCAGGUACUCAGAGCAGAAGCGGGCCCAAGAGAAAAGAGAGCUUGACAUGUUGCGGGCAGCUAUCAAGCGGCACGAGCGGAUGCUGCAACUUAUGUCGCACCGCCCGUCCGGCGCUGCACUUUCCACCCGUGGGGAGGGUCCAUAUGCUGUGGCUAUACCACAGACAGAGGCGCUAGCUACCCAGCAAACGCUGCCUGGUCAACUGGACCGCACGAUAGAGCUUCUCCAGACCCAGCUACGUGAGCUGCAUUAUGUGUAUCAGAAUGUUCACGAUUGUGACCCCACAGUCCUUCCUGCUGUGGUGGACACAAUCCGUAGGAGUUCCUCGGUGCAUGAGGCAGCCAGUCUGCUGAGUCGGCAGAUGUCGUCACAAUUCCCGGGUAUAACUCUGGAGAGGAUGCAGAGGUCGUGGCUGACACGGCUAUCGGGAAAGCCGGAGCUGGUGAACCGAAACCCCCCCUAUAGCGUGAAUGCUGCAGAACGUUGGACGUCAAUUGUUGAUGACGCGGCCACUUCGCAUCUCUUCUCUUUAUUCUUCGUCUGGGAUAACCCAAUUUGGCAUAUCGUUGAUCCAGUGUCGUUCCUGGAUGAUUUCCAGCAUGGAGGGACACACUUCUGCUCGUCACUCUUGGUCCAUACCAUUCUUUUCUAUGCGUGUUCAGCCCUUCUCUUAGGGUUGUUCUUCUGCGCUACAGAGAAAGACAAGAUCGGAGUAGAGUAUAUUCAAUAUGGCGCACGAAUGGGAUUGCAGCUGGGCCUGCACAAGUCGUCGUUUGGGACAGUCCAAACCGAUCUAGCAGAGGCACCUCGCAUUAGACGAGCUCAUAAGCUCAUAGCUAGUGCAGUCUAUGAGGUGCAGACUCUUUCUGUGCAAUUGGCAAGGAUACCGUCAGUAUGGCCGGGACCAUCGGAGCUUGCCUUUGCUGAAGAAGAAGUAGCGGCGGCGGAUGUCAAUCAGCAGUGGUCACCGUACCCAUUUACCCACCCUAUUCACAAGCCUUUCUUUUAUACGGCGUUAUGGUGCAGAAGAAACCUAUUGAUCAUUGUUAAUGAUGUGGCGGAUUUGCAGCGGCGUCUCGGUGGACAGGUUGACCUCUCUGGAUGGCAGCAUGGUGCUGUAUUGUAUCAGAGACUUCUAAGCCUCGAAAGGAAUAUUCCUACCGUCCUAGGGGUACAACGCAACAGGACCCCCCACAACCUAUGUUUUCACAUGUAUUACCACAUGACAGUAGUCAACCUCUGCGGGCUUUUUAUAUCCCGUAAUAGCACUGGACCGACGGAGGCGCUAAUACAAUCCACCAAAUUCAAUCCUCAAAGGAUACUGGGCGACGCGAUGGACUCGAUCGCCACUUUGAUAUUGCUCUAUCGGGUAUGCCAUGGUUGGAAGUCCACCCCGGUGGUGAUGGCUCACUACUUUAUGGUGGCCGGUGUACACGCGGCCUCGCACCUGGAGUCGUCAAAGUGGCGCGAAGUGUUGAUCAGCUGUGUCUCUGGUCUCUGGCAUAUGGGCCUGGUUUGGAGGGUCUGUCGACCGUUUCUGCGGACGAUUCAGCUAGUACUCCAAAGCAAGAACGAGACCUUGAUUCCCACCGAAACAAUGGCAAUAUUGCGUGAGUUCAACGAGAAGGUGUGGAAUCGGAACGAGGUAGACGCACUGGCAGCCAACUAUGUGGUGCAACACCAUCCGAGUCAACCACUCGCGCUGGACCAAGACAGUAACUUUCAAGGCAAAGGUCUCGAAAGCUUGAUACGAGAUUUCGAGAAACUAAGCACGGAUGGUUAG